Syzygium oleosum is the source of this 618-nucleotide messenger RNA. RefSeq names its product polyol transporter 5-like. The record is from RefSeq and is a predicted model, not a curated record. Gene Ontology annotation, biological process: transmembrane transport. Gene Ontology annotation, molecular function: myo-inositol:proton symporter activity. Gene Ontology annotation, cellular component: membrane. Bases 1 to 618 code for a protein of 205 amino acids. Lineage: Eukaryota; Viridiplantae; Streptophyta; Magnoliopsida; Myrtales; Myrtaceae. The transcript has a single exon.
AUGAUCCAAUUAUUCCAAAAGACCUUUGGAAUUGGCAUUAUCCUCCUUUACAUUACUCGUUUCAUAGAGAAGGCUGGCUUCAUGUCCUCCGACGAGAAGAUCUUAUUGACCAUCCUAGUCGAAGUUGCAAAGACAAUAUGCAUCCUCGUGGCCACUUUUCUCCUUGGCAAGCUCGGGCGACGACGGUUGCUAUUGAGCAGCAUAGGUGGGAUGAUUGUGUCUCUUGUCAUCCUUAGAACAAGUCUUGUGAAGAUCGACCAAAUCGACACAAAGCAUAUCGACGACCCAAAUGACAUGAAGCAAAUGUGGGUGGCAAAAAUGUGCAUCACCUCAUUGUUCCUUUACAUGGCCUCUUUCUCCGUAGGGAUGGGACCUGUCACUUCGAUUUUCAACUCUGAGGUAUUCCCACUUAAGCUGCGAGCACAGGGAUGCGCAAUCGCCUUUGCUGUGAACCAAGGGGCGAGUGCACUGAUGUCAUCCAUAUUCUUAGUACUGGACAAGCCGAUGCCCCUCGGCGGGGCUACCUUCUCAUUCGCUGUGGUCUCCAUCAUAGCGUGGGUGGUCUUCUUCAUCACAAUGCCGGAAACUAAGGGCUGGUCUCUUGAGGAGACGGGCUGA